GGGUUCUCUUCUUUCUGCCAUUGACCCCUUCCAAGGUCCAUGAAUGACAAGAAGAUCCCCCUUUUGCAUUCAAUAACAGUAUCAUCAAUUUUCUCAAUUCUAUUUGUUUCUUAGGAUUCUAUGCAGAUUAUUGUUAUGUGUAUGAAGAAAUUAAAACUUUGUCAAAUUAUUUGAGCUGAAUCAUGGAAUUCGACAAGAAAUUGUGAAUAUGAAGGGGUCAUUGACGACUUAGCUUUAAUUCAUUCACAUGAUCAAAUAAAGAAAGUAUAUUCUAGCAUCAAGCUGCUUUAGAACAAGGCAGCAGAUAGAAACAACAAUAAUGCUUCAUCAUAGGAGCCUGCAAUAAGGUUAUAAUUUCUUAAUGGGCUCCUUUUACUCCAAGUUGCCAAGCUCCAAGUUCCCAAGCUUCAAGUUUGCUUGUCCAUCAUGUUUUCUGUGCUGUAAGGUAUCUGAAGGUGAUGGUGGUGAGAGCCAUUCUGGAGAGGUUUCCUCCAAAAACGUGCAUCACGUAACUUCCAUGCAAAUUUGGGAAACAAUGCUAGCUCAGGCCAGCACAGACGGCAAGAUUGUGGUUGCAAAUUUUGUUGCAUCUUGGUCUCUUCCUUGCAAAGAAAUAAUGCCAAGCUACUGUCAUCUUGCGGACACAUAUUCUUCUUCCCUUUUGUUUCUCACUGUGGAUGCUGAUCAGCUUGCUGAGUUAAGUACUUCAUGGAGUGUCAAUGCAACUCCAACAUUUUAUUUUCUGAAAGAAGGGAAUCAAGUAGAAAAACUAGUUGGUGCUGACAAGGUAGAGCUUAAGAAGAAGACAGCUUUUGCCGCUGAUUUAGUUACCAAAUCUCGCAAAUGACACGUUAUCAUAAACUAAUUUUGCAAACUCCAUUAAUACCUCUCUAAAACGAGAACUUGAGUAAAAUGAUAUAGCGAGGAAUUAAUCAUUCUUGGAUCAAUUCGCUAAGUACACUAACUUGCACCGGAAGUUAUUGUUCUAUUUAGUGGUUCAUUUUUUCACUUUGCUUUUUGUAAUGCAUUGGAUGUCUAAAGAGAGAGAAGACUUGAGUGGCCAAUCCUUCAAAUCCUCCAUAUAAAAUAUGUCACUAAUUAUUUUGUACAAGGGUGGAUGCACUAAAAAAAAUUGGAACGAGAUUUACAUGAUGCCUUUAUAAAUAGCGAGUAGUGAUUUAUGUUUUGUGACAAUUUCCAGAUAGCUAUUUUAUUUAAAGACACUA
Arachis ipaensis is the source of this 1226-nucleotide messenger RNA. Its product is annotated as thioredoxin H9. The record is from RefSeq and is a predicted model, not a curated record. NCBI's taxonomy places the organism in Eukaryota, Viridiplantae, Streptophyta, Magnoliopsida, Fabales, Fabaceae.